AUGGUAAAGCUUUUUUGUGCGAUUGUUGGUGUAGAGGGGAGCGUGUUCUCUGUAGAUAUCGAUGCAACUCAGUCUGUGGCCGACUUGAAAGACGCAAUCAGACUGGAGAAACCGAACGACUUAAAGGAUGUCGAUGCAGAUAGGCUGCAGCUCUUUCUGGCCAAGAAAGACGCGGGCGUUUGGUUAUCGUCUCGCUCGGAAGACGUGACGAAGCUGAAGAGGGGUCAAAACACUGCUCUCGUCGAGUUGCUGACGGGACAAGAUCAAGAACUACAGGGAGAGGACCCACUUCAGGACUUGCUAAACGGAUGUGAUCCUCUAUUAUAUCGACAAGUUCACGUGCUGGUGAUAGUUCCGCAGCCCAAAAUGAACUGGAAGUGUGCUUUACAGAGGCCUUUCCCGUAUGAUCCCAAGGACAAAUAUGUAUCGCUUUGA
Peronospora belbahrii is the source of this 435-nucleotide messenger RNA. The record is from the annotation of a GenBank genome assembly. NCBI's taxonomy places the organism in Eukaryota, Oomycota, Peronosporomycetes, Peronosporales, Peronosporaceae.